GCUGUCAGGUGGUAAACUCUUUCAAGUCUCAACACUUGCCCCGUCAUUUCUGUCUUUCACCAACCGUUAUUCUCUCCUGUCAUCGGCGACCCGCCGCAUGGCCGCACGAACUCCGCCUUCCGCGUCUGUUCCACAAUCUCGUCUUUCCGAUACAGAGAAGAUGGAUGGUACUGGUAGUUGGGAAGCCAUUGAAUGGACUAAGAAUGAGUCUCUUGGUCGCACUAUUUCUCAUGGAUUCUCCAGAUUUUUGCUUGAAGCUGAAGAAGUUAUUAGGGAGGGAUACGGUGUUGUUCUUGUGAACACCGAUGAAGCGGGCACCUUGCUUGUUACCAACUACCGGCUACUCUUUGUAAGUGAGAAGACCAGAGACAUAAUUGCACUUGGAACGAUGCCGUUGGCAGUAAUUGAGAAGUUCAACAAACUAGCUGUUAAGCAAACAUCAGGAUUACGUCAUGCAGAUAAGCCUCCAGUGCGGCGCCUUCUUCAGGUUUUUGGCAAGGAUUUAAGGAUAAUAGUCUUUGGUUUCCGAGCUCGAACAAAGCAGAGACGUGCGGUCUACGAAGCACUUUUGAGCUGUACAAAACCGGCAAGAUUAUGGGAUCUUUAUGCUUUUAUAUGUGGACCUUCUAAAUACAAUGGCAAUAAUCCAAAGGCGCGACUGUUAGAUGAAUAUUUUCGGCUUCUUGGAAUAAGUUCAUACUUACAACCAUCGAUUCAUAUGAUUGAGGAAGGAUCAUUUACGUUGUCCAAUAUAUGGUGGAGAAUAAGCAGUAUAAAUUCCAACUACACAUUGUCUGCAACUUACCCCUUCGCUUUGAUUUUUCCAAAAUCCAUCACUGACGAGGAAGUACUACAGGCCUCAACAUUUCGGGCUAGAUGUCGGUUGCCUGUAAUUUCAUGGUGCCAUCCUGGAACUGGAGCAGUUCUAGCACGUUCAUCCCAGCCAUUAGUUGGUCUCAUGAUGAACAUGAGGAGCAAUGCUGAUGAAAAGCUCGUGGCUGCACUUUGCACACAAUUUGCUAGUGGAAAGGAGGGGAGAAGGAAGUUAUAUAUUGCUGAUGCAAGACCAAGAAAAAAUGCUUUAGCAAAUGGAGCAAUGGGUGGUGGUUCCGAGUCAGCUGCUAAUUACUUCCAGUCAGAGAUAGUUUUCUUUGGCAUAGACAAUAUUCAUGCCAUGAGAGAGAGCCUUUCUCGUCUCAGAGAAUACUUGGAUACUUAUGGGACCACUUCAUCUGAUGGAAUGUCUUCAUAUCUUAGGCAUGGUGGAUCAAGUUGGGGAGGAGGUAAUCUCAGCAGUAUGUCUACUUCAGUGUCAACCCUUGGUGACAGUGGAUGGUUAAUACAUGUUCAAAAUGUCUUGGCUGGUGCUGCCUGGAUUGCUGCACGCGUAGCCAAGGAAUCUGCAUCAGUUCUUGUUCAUUGCAGUGAUGGUUGGGAUAGAACAACUCAGUUGGUCUCACUUACAAGUUUGCUACUUGAUCCAUACUAUCGGACAAUCAAGGGUUUUCAGGCACUUGUUGAGAAAGAUUGGCUUGCUUUUGGUCAUCCGUUUUCUGACCGUAUUGGGCUCCCUACUUUAUCUGGAAGUGGUAAUACGCCAGUAGAAUUGUCACGACAGUCUACCACUGGUAGUUUCCAUUCGCCUUCAAUACGUCAGCAGUCUGGAUCUUUUACACAGCCAUCUGGCUCUUCACACACACACAGUUCGAACAGCUAUUCUCCUAUCUUUUUGCAGUGGGUUGAUUGUGUUUCACAGUUAUUAAGAAUGUAUCCGUCUGCUUUUGAAUUUUCCUCGACAUUUUUGGUUGAGUUCUUGGAUUGCGUGCUCUCUUGUCGCUUUGGAAAUUUUCUGUGUAACAGUGAAAGGGAAAGACAACAAUUUGGGGUUUCUGAUGCAUGUGGAUGCUUGUGGAGCUACUUGGCUGAAUUGCAUUCCUCUGAUGGUCAAUCACAUGUUCACUUCAAUCUUUUUUAUGAUCCAAUGAAACAUGAUGGUCCACUGCUACCUCCGGCAGCAGCUCUUGCUCCUACAUUAUGGCCGCAGUUCCACCUUCGCUGGGCCUGUCCUAAAGAAGUCGAGGCUGGUGACAUUGAAGCUAAAUGUAGAAGCAUGGAUAGCAAAUUAUCUGAUUUGCAGAAGGCUAAAGAUGCAGCAGAAAGGAAGACUUGGGAAGUUACAGCCGCCAUGGAGUCUCUAGCCUCAGAGUUGAGAAAUGAGAAGCAACUGAGUAGCUCUGCACUGCACUUGGCUAAAAAUGCCAGCAAGGAAAAUGCUGCUAUUAAGCGUGCAAUCCAGUCAUUAGGCUGCAAGAUUCACUUCUCAGGUAGUGGGGAUACCACUAUUGAUGUUGAACACUGUGGAACAGAGUCCCCUCAUAAAUCAUUCUACUCUCUUUCCAAACAACAAUCUGUGAGAAAGUUGCCGUCUGAUGAAAAGUCAGAUCUCUCAAUCUCCAUCGGGCUAAUGCAUAAUGAUGAUCUUCCAACUGAUUCUUUUACUCGGAUAUGUGAAUCCCUCUGCCCAUUACAUUCACCAGAUGGUCGAUGUAGGUGGCCUGAAGCAGGUUGUGCUCAGAUUGGAAGCCAGUUUGUUGGUCUGAAGGCAAACUUUGAUGCUUUUGAUCGGUUAUCUAUAGAUGAUGGUUACUUUUGAAACCUGCAACUUCGAAGUUUUGAGCUAAUUUUGGAUUUAAUGGAACUUUUACCAGUUCAUUGUAUAUUCAGAACAAGGUAUAGGAGACGUUGCAAGUAAAAAAUCUUGUACAACACUUGCAACAAAUAAAACUUGUGACCCAUCUUUUGACUUGGGUUUUGGGAUUGUAUAGUUAAAUAUAGAGUUGGAAGCUCCGUUUCAUCAUAGACGUCUGUAAUUCUUAACUGAUCUUUCAAGGCCAGCUCUGUGACUGGGAUUCUGCUUCCCAUCUGCAAAUUAAGUCGUGAUAGAUGACUAUCUCAAGUCUUUCUGAAAUACGGCAUGAUAUUUUACAGCAUACAUGUAUUCAGUAAUAAGAAACCUGUAUGACUUUGGUUACUAAUUUCAUUUAAUUGUGAAAAACUUGUACUAGCAUC
Molecule: messenger RNA, 3069 nt
Organism: Beta vulgaris subsp. vulgaris (sugar beet)
Lineage: Eukaryota; Viridiplantae; Streptophyta; Magnoliopsida; Caryophyllales; Amaranthaceae
Product: phosphatidylinositol-3-phosphatase myotubularin-1
Exons: 19
Coding region: 98-2653 (851 amino acids)
Biological process (GO): dephosphorylation
Molecular function (GO): phosphatase activity
Source: RefSeq, a predicted model, not a curated record